AUGAUGCAAGGGUGUGCGCCGGGGCUCGCCUCGCCUCGCCAGGUCUACAGAGCUCUCGACAGCAUUCCCACACGCAAUGCGCGCGCCCCGGAUAGAAGGUCGUCGGGGAGGGUGGGACGCUCGACACUGGUGGAUGGUCCUGAUGGUCUGACCUCGCAUGGGAGUGACAAAUCGUGCUCGCCAACGCCUUCGGAGAUCGACGCUCUGGAAGAGUCGUUCUGCGACUUUGGACUCGAGCCCAGUCAAGUCGAAGGGGACUCCUCUCAGGGCAGCUACAGCGAUUUGCAGACCACCACAACCGUGACGUCGCUGUCCUCCAAGACCACCUCUACCCUUUCUGGGCACCUCGACUUGUUGCAACCUCUGUCAGGUCUGACGUGUGAUUCGGGGGGCAAUGCAGUCAUGCCCCUGGGUGAUCGUCUCCGCCUGGUCUGGCCUAAGAUUCCUCGGAUGAUGUUCAGCGCACCAGCCGUUGUGACCUGGGAGGUGACUCGGGUCGCUCUGCACUGUGAUGUUGAUGUGGCCUCGCUCGACUUACAAUACGACGAACGUAUGCUGGACUUGGAUACUAUGUGGAAUACGCUCAGGAGCCACCCCUCUUUCAAAGGGAAGAGCUUCCCGCCAAAAUCAGAUCCCCUUGCCUGGCGCGACGGGCUGUACAACAACUUCGAGUCCGAGGGCGAUGCCCUCGUGAUGCUGACCGCGACGAUGCACGCCUCAAAGUCAAAAUAUGGGCCUGCGAUGCAGUUGGAGCUGCACCCACUCAAACGCGAGCAGGGCUCCCGGCUGCUUCGUCGGUUCGGUUCUGACCGAUUUCUUGAGGUCCGGAUCCCGUGCGUUGAGACGUGGCUGGCCGGCGAGGAAGGGUCAGAGGCUCUUGUUGCUCGCUGGCUUGCCAACGAGUCUCACCCCUUUAUGGACCGCCGUUGGUCAGCGUUCUUUGUCCGAGAAAGGAGCGAGAAGUCUGAAAUCAAGGACUUUGUGUAUGGGCAAGAAGAAUCGAGAGUCAUUUUCAACGAAAAGGUGUUGUUCUUUGCGGAGAGUGGACGACACUUGCCGAGUGCUAGAACAACAAUAUCCGCCCUAUCAAAGAGUAUAGGCCCGCCAGCUCGGACGGCUUGCUCACGGACUGACAUGCUGAAAUGGCUCCUGAACUUCAACGAGAACCACGACAGGUCAUAUCUCAAGCUUUUCUCUCGCAUUGCGCUUGGUUUGAGCAGGACAAAUCCCACAAUUCCAUUGCGAGAAGGCCAGAUACGUGAGAGAUCAGAAGACAUCCUGUCCCCAGAUGGCGAAGUCAUGAAUGACGGUGCCGGGAUAAUCUCACCGAGUCUGAUGAGGAAGGUACGAGAUGUUCUUGGCCUGCAGUCCAUACCGUCUGCGAUUCAAGGUCGUUUGGGCAGCGCAAAGGGAAUGUGGCUGAUCGAUGCCACUGACCCGGGUCAUGAGGACUGGAUCGAGACGUUUCCGUCACAAAGAAAAUGGAACUGCGACCUGUCCAAAGAGGCUCACAGGAUUCUUGAGAUACGUUCCUAUUCCAUGAAUCUGGUCCCUGCCAGCCUGAACAAGCAAUUCCUUCCAAUAUUGGAAGAUAGAACUGCGGAUGUUGGUGCGCUGCGCCAAGUGUUCGUCAAAAAUCUGACCACGAGAUCAGAGGAGGAGGUCAAGUCGUUGAAAGAAGCUCUCCAACAUCCUGAGCUCUUCAGAAAAUGGGUUCGGGGACUCAGUCCGCGAGAGUCAUUCCGCAUUACGCCACAGGGGAUGCCCUUCCUGGCUGGCCUUCCCGAGAGCAUUGAAGAUAUUAUGAGCUUUCUUGUUGAUGGAGGGUUUGAGCCGAUGCAACUCAAGUUCCUCCAGGACCUCGUCUUUCAAACACAAAAGCACAGAGGCGAUUCGAUGAAAGACGAGCUGCACAUCAAGAUCCCCAAGUCGACCUAUGCCUACAUGCUUGUCGAUUUCAAGGGGAUUCUGCAGCCCAACGAGGUUCACCUGUGCUUUUCUUCGAAUUUCGAUGACGGCACAACCGAACUGUCGGACCUUGACGGCAUGGACGUCCUCGUCGGCCGAUGUCCGGCCCAUCUCCCUAGCGACAUCCAGAAGGUCAGAGCGACCUUUAAGCCGGAACUGCGACACAUCCGUGACGUGAUCGUCUUCUCCUCCAAAGGCGACAUACCUCUGGCCGCGAAGCUUUCGGGUGGGGACUAUGACGGCGACCAGGCCUGGAUUUGCUGGCUUCCUGAGCUCGUUGCAAAUUUCAAGAACGCGAACGUACCUCCGAAGCCAGAGUUCUCGCCGUAUAUAAACAAGGACAGAGACACGCUUGGUGACUUGCGCAAACUCUAUGGAGAAGAGCACUACAUCGACGCCAUGGUAACGAGGGCAAUCCGCUUCAGCCUCAAGCCGAAGUUCCUCGGCCCUUGUACUUCCUUCAAAGAAAAGCUGUCCUAUCACCUGAACAGCCUGAGCGAUGAGCGCGUCAUCAAGCUAAGCUGGCUUCUCAGUGAGCUUGCCGAUCAGCCGAAGCAGGGAAUACUCUUCGGACGUGAUGAAUGGAUACGUUUUCUGGACGAUGUCGUAGGGACACGGCGACACUUGUCAACACCGCUGUACAAAGACAGCAACGGCUCCAGGUCCAUAGGUCCUGGUGCGAAGCACAUCAUUGACUUUCUUUCCUACACAGCUCAACGUGUCACCAAUGCCGUGCUGAAAGAUCUGCAUAAGUUUCUAUUGGAGAGCCAAGCCAGCACCACCGAUGUGGACAUCGUAGGCUACUGGAACCAUUUUGCAAGGGUAUACCAGCAGCAACAGCCCGAGUGCUUUUCCGCCCUGUACCAGAACUUGAGGUCUGACCUGCAAGAAUGUCGGGAGGAGUGGAGCAGGUUGGUGACCCCAAGCAACUACCGCGCGGCCGUCGGGCAAGUGUACAAAGUAUGGAGCGAUAUCAAGCCGCGGAUCCCACAACACGUAGCCGGGGGCUCGGACGCGGCCUGCUUCCUGCUGCAGGACGGCCUGGUCCACCCGGAGCUCAGCCAGUGGGAGCUAAUCAAGGCGAGCCUCGCCUUCAAGCUCUACUCGCGCCAGAGCCGCUUCGUGUGGCGGAUGGCGGGCCGGCAGCUGCAGGCCAUCAAGGCCCUGUCCACCAGCUCCAGAGGGCCAGGGGCUGUGCCGGUUGUGGUGGUGCCGAAUAUGUAUGCGGCGCUGAAGCCUGACAACACAUAUAUCAAGCGGCUUAUGGCAUCCGAGGAGGAGGAGGGUAUGUGCGGCACCGAUGAACCGCUCCCGGUCCGGAGACGGAUUAGUUGA
Messenger RNA from Diaporthe citri, 3303 nucleotides. RefSeq lists its product as uncharacterized. The record is from RefSeq and is a predicted model, not a curated record. Gene Ontology annotation, molecular function: RNA-directed RNA polymerase activity. The transcript is spliced from 3 exons. Gene Ontology annotation, cellular component: nuclear RNA-directed RNA polymerase complex. Bases 1 to 3303 code for a protein of 1100 amino acids. Gene Ontology annotation, biological process: siRNA processing. NCBI's taxonomy places the organism in Eukaryota, Fungi, Ascomycota, Sordariomycetes, Diaporthales, Diaporthaceae.